AUGCCAAAUCGACUUCCGCGCGAGGACGUACGGCGUCGUGGUCAAUUACACCAACAACACAACCUCAUCUCCGUGACGCCGGAAGCCGAAAUUCCCUGGCCAGCCUACGCCAACGCCGUCAUCGAUAAAGCCACAAACUGGCUCUGGGUCUUCUCCUACGUCGACAGCUCUUUCGGCGGCUCGUACCUCGGCCGCACGCUACGUCUCAAUGUCAACCAGUUGCAGAAUUCCACGGGCGACUUCAGCGACGCCAUGACUCUGCGCGGCGUCUCGGACUAUCUGAUCUCUUGCGUCGACAAUGUCUUGGUAGCCCUAUCCUCAGCACGCCUGGUCGCGUCUAAUGCGACCAGUCCGGUGCAAGCGCGCGUCGCCGUAGCCGCCGUCACGCUCGGCGAGACCAAGUACAUCUGCGGCAUCCUCGCGUUGAACAUGGUCGUGUGCCUGGUCUACGUUGCCGAAGCGCUGCGAACUCGGUUCUGGCGCGACAUGCCGCGGCUAGAACUCAUGGAUUUGACUAGCGUUGUCAUCGCGGCCUGGAAAGGUGGAAUUGUCUACGCAGGAGGGACAGCCAAGGAUGACGCUUUUGGCGCAGAAACCAUCUCCAAGCGCCUGCCCAUUACGCUGAGUGAGCGCACGGCAUCCAUUCCUUCGAUUAUACCGGCUGCUGCGAGCGAGAUGGUGUCGAGUAGUACGGAGAGCUUACUCGCAAAGAAUCGGAGUCGGUGA
Molecule: messenger RNA, 726 nt
Organism: Exophiala xenobiotica
Lineage: Eukaryota; Fungi; Ascomycota; Eurotiomycetes; Chaetothyriales; Herpotrichiellaceae
Exons: 1
Coding region: 1-726 (241 amino acids)
Source: RefSeq, a predicted model, not a curated record